UCUGGAGACUUCAGCGGCGGCAGCUCGAAGCGUGCCCCUGCAAGUGUACAAUAUAGUGCAUGUGCGUGCGUGUGUGUGUGUGUGUACUGUAUACUUGUGGAAGCUGGGACCACUUGAAAAUAGCUGCCAUAGAUACAGUGUGAUUAUUUGUUAAUUGCUGCUGUUAGUACCGUACAGGUGUCGAUCAUGGCGCGAAGCCGGAAAGACAGCACUGGCAAGAGCGACUCCGAGGCCACCGACAAGGAGGUCAGCAAACGUUCUCGCGACAAAAAGAGACGUUCCGCCUCGUCCUCGAGCAGUGGAAGCAGUUCAUCUGAAAGUAGUUCAGGCUCUUCUAGUUCAAGUAGUGGCAGUAGCUCAAGAUCGAGCUCGUCAUCAAGCUCAUCUUCAAGUAGCUCUGGAAGUUCUUCUGCAAGUUCUCGGGAUAGAGGACGUAAACGCUCCAGGAGCAAAUCACCAGAGGCUCGAAGACAUGAAGUUAAAGAUAAAGAGAGAGAAAGAGAAAAAGACAGGGAGAGAGAAAGAGAACGUGAACGUGAACGUGAAAGAGAGCGUGAGCGGGAGCGUGAAAGGGAACGUGAGAGAGACAGGGAUCGUGAAAGGGAUAGAGAUCGUGAACGUGACAGAGAAAGGGAACAGCAGCGCGACAGAGAAAAGGAGAGAGAAAAGGAACGUGAAAGAGAACGUGAACGAGAGCGAGAAAGAAAGAAGAAAGAAACCAACGCUGUUUCAGAAAAACCAAAACCAAAAGCCAAAUCGAGGACUCCCUCACCUCGCAGAAAACGUAGAGAGAGAUCUCCAGUUCCUAGACCUACAAAAAUCCAUAUUGGACACUUGACACGUAAUGUCACAAAAGAUCACAUUACAGAAAUCUUUUCCACAUAUGGAAACAUCAAACUAGUAGAUUUUCCUGUUGACAAACUGCACCCAACUUAUAACAAAGGAUUUGCCUACGUUGAGUUUGAAACCGCUGAUGAAGCUGAAAAUGCCAUGAAACACAUGGAUGGAGGACAAAUUGAUGGUCAAGAAAUUACAGCAGCACCUGUGCUACUACCUCCUAAACCUAGAGCUCCACUGGCGAGACGUUCACCUCCUCCCGCUUUCCCAGGUAAUCGUCGUGGACCUCCACCAGCUCAACGAGGUUGGGGCAAUCGUAAUUCACCUGGUCGUUAUCGUCGUCGCUCCCCACCGGGUGGCAAUCGUCGCGGACGCAGUCCACCAAGACAACCAAGGCGUCGACCGCGUUCGCGUAGUCGCUCACCAGUAAACAAUUCGAGACGCGAUCGACGUGAUCGCCGCUAUACCAGAUCCAGUUCGAGCAGCUCGCGAUAAUGUAAAAUUGAAUAAAUCAAUUUUAUCGUGUUAUAUUCAUAAGCCAUUACUAUAUAUAUUUCAUGGAUGAAGACCCUAGAAAACCAGACAAGUCAUGACUUCUAUGACAGAAAUGGCUAACAUUGAUUUCAUUUAUCAUAUUUAAAUUCUUUUAAGAAUAUUUUUCAAUGCUUUGAUUUUGGUCUUAUUCAAAGAAUCGUACGACAUUUUUAUAUAUACAAAAUUAUAUAGAAAAAUGUAAGAAUAUGUCAAAAAAGAAGAAAAAAAGAGAAAAGUCUACGUUUUUCUCGUGUAUAUUUACUACUACCUAGUGUGCAUUUUCUGUUUUACAUGUAUGAGUGAUGGUUUAUACUUAUAAAUGACAAAAUUUAAAAAUUUAAGAUAAGAAAAUCAUGAUUGUGAAUAACCGCGAUAAAUGAUUAUGUGCGAAAGACACGAAGAUAUGUAAGUUAUGUUUAAGUUAUCAACGUGGUCAUGAACUUUGAUAAAUAAAAUAAAUUAAAUUGUAAUCUUAAA
Trichogramma pretiosum is the source of this 1848-nucleotide messenger RNA. Its product is annotated as RNA-binding protein with serine-rich domain 1-like. Gene Ontology annotation, biological process: mRNA splicing, via spliceosome. The coding region runs from base 187 to 1332 and encodes 381 amino acids. The transcript is spliced from 5 exons. Gene Ontology annotation, molecular function: RNA binding. Gene Ontology annotation, cellular component: nucleoplasm; ASAP complex; cytoplasm. Lineage: Eukaryota; Metazoa; Arthropoda; Insecta; Hymenoptera; Trichogrammatidae. The record is from RefSeq and is a predicted model, not a curated record.